This is a messenger RNA of Didymodactylos carnosus, 1086 nucleotides long. Lineage: Eukaryota; Metazoa; Rotifera; Eurotatoria; Philodinida; Philodinidae. The record is from the annotation of a GenBank genome assembly.
AUGCAUUCCUUAAUAGAUAAGAAGUUCAAAUGUCGUUUGGCUAGUGAAUGUAUUAUCGAUGUAAGUAAUCGUAAACGUUGUAAAGCAUGUCGUUUGAAAAAAUGUGAAUCAAGUGGAAUGAGAAAAGAAUGGAUAUUGAGUGACGAAGAAAAAUGUGAAAAACGACGAAAAAUUGAAGAAAAUCGGAAAUUGAGAGAAAUACAUGUGGCGAAACAAACCAAUGAUUGUUGUUCGACUACUGUUCAAGAAGAAAUUAGUGAAAAGAUUUGUAGUGCAGUUAAUUUAACAAUGGAUUGUGAUUUAGUCAAAUGUGAUGAAACAGAACAAAAAUUUUCUCAAUUUGAUACAAAUGAUUGGAAUAUACUGAAUCAAAUUCAAACAGCUUAUUCUCAAUCUAUUCAAUUACUUUCUAUGGUGGGUGUUCCACCCUAUCCUUUUGUCUACAAAUUAUCCGACCCAUUAUUUGUUGUUAAUGUUCCAAUUAAUAUUUCUGCUACAAGACUGAUUGUCUAUUUUAAGUCUAUACCAGAAUUUAUAACUUUAACAGAAGAUGACAAACUAACUUUAAUUAAAUAUAAUUUAUUUGCCCUGGUCAUCGUUAAGGGUGUAAUAGGUUAUAAUCCUGUUGAUGAUACUUAUCAGGAUGACCGCGCCAACGACUGUUUAUUUAAUGGAAAAGAUGCCAUACAAAAUUAUGGUUACGAUUUUUAUUAUCGCUAUACAAACGUUACGUUAUCGUUUUUAGAUAACACUGUAAAUGAUCGAUUAAUUCUUAAAAUUUUAUUGAUUAUAUUUUUAUUUUCGAAAGGCGCAGCUUUUACGACAUGUGAAUACGAACCAAUAUUACAAAAUACUCUUCAAGUAUUUCAUGCACAAAAUGUUUACACUGAUUUAUUGUGGAGGUAUUGUGAACAACAGUUUGGACAUAUUCAAACAGCAAAAAUGUUUAUGAAGUUAAUUCAAGAUUUUAUGAUUACACAUUGUGUUGCUCACUGUUUACAGCAAUAUAAACACUACAAAGAUGUAAAGCCAGACGAUCUCACUCCGUUAAUGCAAUCAGUCAUGCAUAUUACAUCACAUGAGUAG